This is a messenger RNA of Sycon ciliatum, 3200 nucleotides long. Its product is annotated as zinc finger protein ZIC 4-like. Gene Ontology annotation, cellular component: nucleus. NCBI's taxonomy places the organism in Eukaryota, Metazoa, Porifera, Calcarea, Leucosolenida, Sycettidae. Bases 435 to 1811 code for a protein of 458 amino acids. Gene Ontology annotation, molecular function: RNA polymerase II cis-regulatory region sequence-specific DNA binding; DNA-binding transcription factor activity, RNA polymerase II-specific. Gene Ontology annotation, biological process: negative regulation of transcription by RNA polymerase II; positive regulation of transcription by RNA polymerase II. The record is from RefSeq and is a predicted model, not a curated record. The transcript is spliced from 2 exons.
UACAAUGCCGCUUCGAUAAUUCUGUUGAUUCCCGAACAUUCGUUUUACCCAGGACACACUAGCUGCAAACGUAGCUUCCGCGGAGCAAUUCGGACCGGAAGGCGGAACGACACCAUGGAACCUGUCGUCUAGUCAUAGGCCACGAGUACGCUUCACAACGGUGCGUCACCUAUUCUUCUUUCCGUUGCAGGACACCAGCAGUCACCCUCGGCUCCUGUAUUGGCGUGGAUCAGAACACUAUCUUGUCGUUGCGUUGACUCUCUCCGUAUCCCCCGGACCAUAACUUGCUGCUGUUCUCUGGACAAGCCAGUCACCUCGAUUGUUUUGGCUACCAUUGUGGUCGAACUCUUGGAAAAAGUAUAGCCAAGUUAGUUCCAGAGACUCGAUCGGCUGUUUUCACUGUCCUAGUUGUCACCAACUGCCGCCGGUUCGGAAUGUCUUCCUCGCCGAGCACGUCAGAAGCAGAAGGCCACCAAGGGAUGAUGGGAGCUCAACCACUCUACUACAUGUACAUACCACCGUAUAUUCCGACGGUGGAUUCUCAAGGUCAAAGACCAACGCAUACUGUGCAGGCAUUCGAUGGGACACAUCAACAGGUACAGACAGUGCUGCAAGCUGCAGGGACUAGUGUCACUCCAGUACAGCCUGAUCCCAACAAUAGCUUGACCCAUCCUUUUUCAAACCAACCGCAGCUUGUUGGUCCGCAGCACAGCCAUAUUGGACAACCUUUCAACAGUGGCGACUUCAGAGGAGUUAGCAGUAGUAUUGUGGGACUUCAACGAUCAUCAUUAGUGGAGUCAGCAAUGAGUCUCCCACAACAUCCUCAACCAACCAUUGGUCUUAUGUCAUCACCAGCCCAGUUUGCUAGUCCCUACGGCCAGCAAAUGAAUCACCACGUCCAUGCCACUGCUACCAGUGGUAAUCAGACAUUAGUAGCAUACCUGCCAUAUAGUAUCCCAGCAAUGCACGACAAUAUGGCCAGCUCUAACAAUCCUGCGGAAAUGCACGCCGGCUUUCCACCGACCCCACUGAACAAUCUAUCACAAGGCGUCAAGUACCAAUUGGAUAACCCCUCCACCCCUCCAAUGUUUGGCGGACAUCCCAGAAGUCUGUGCGAAUGGCGUGUGAACAACGGUCUACAAUUGUGUGGGUUGGCGUUCUUUAGUGUCACCGAACUAGCGCAGCACAUAAGAAACGUUCAUCUCCAGCAACAGGACAGUACCGAACAUCCCACACAGGAGAAUGGCAAUGUCCACAUCUGCCACUGGGACCAGUGUACAUUCCCCAAAGGAUUCAAAACAAUAUAUAAGCUUGUGAGGCAUAUACGAGUUCAUACAGGUGAAAAACCCUUUGUCUGCAAUCAUCAAGACUGCACACGCAAAGCAUUCACAAGUUCCGCAAACCUGAAGAUACACUACAGAGUCCACACAAAGGAAAAGCCGUUUCCCUGCACCUUCCCGGACUGUAAGAAAAGAUUUUCAAAUUCUUCGGAUCGAAAUAAGCACAUGGUCGUGCACACGAAUGAUAAACCCUACCGAUGCAGGGCAGCAGGAUGUACGAGGAGCUAUACACACCCAAGCUCGCUUAGAAAGCACUCCAAACAGCAUCAUGCUCGAAAUGCAGCCAAUGGCAAUCGUGCUCUUUCCUACAGUACCACGGACACCAGCGCAGGGAACAGUGACUUGACGUCUGCGGAUGGUUCUAUUGCUGCGGACGGAGAAAGUUAUCACGGCAGUUCGAUUUCAUCCGAUGAGGUACUUGCAGACCAGCACCACCACCAUCAACAAGAACAGGAAGAACAGCAGCAGUAGCAGCAGCAGCAACACCAACAUCAACAACAAGGUUUUGCACUUGUGGCUUGCAUGGACCAGUGUCAGCCUGCACAGCCGCAACACUUACCACUGGGAACGUCCUCAAGCAUGCUGACUGUGAAUUCAGCAUCCACGUCAUCUCUGCCUCAGUUACCUUAUCAUUUGCCCUCUGCCCAGGCUACUGCUGGUAGUGAUUUGGUCAACAGUGCACUGCCAACACCACCUGGACAGCCGUCUGAUAGCUAUGCCGUGUUCAGUGAAGUAUGUCAGGACAAUGGCGGAAAGGGUGACCUAGUAGUGGCAAACUAAGGCAGUAGAGCAACAAGAAAUGAUCCCUUGUCUAUAUGUUCCAUACAGACAUUCCCACAGCCGCCGCCGCCACCACAGCCAGAAGCAGCAGCAGCAGCAGCAACAGAAGCAUCGGCUGUGCCAGCAGCUGUGCCAGAACUGACUCAAAACAGACAGCUUGUUCAGCAGCAACAUACUCACUUCUAAUACCCGGCAGCAUGUCAGCAGUUGCAGCCACGACCACCAUCAGCUGCCGACGCCCACACACACACAGCAGAAACAGCUAUCGCUGGUGGCUCACACACCGCAGCACCAAUCAUCACCUGUGUCUCAGAAACACAACCAUCAGGCACAGCAACAGUCGACAACACAACAGGAACGAGCACAGGAACCCUUGCCCCAGCAUCAGCAGCACUCUCUCCCAUCGUCGAUGCAGCUGCACCUCUGCAGCAGCAUUGUGCACAGCAUUCGACAACUGCUCAGCCAACACUAUUUCUUGCAGGACAAUUGCUGCACCCCGUACUGCCCUCGUAUGAUGCUCACUCUCUGUCAUCACAAAGACACCUCCCAAAAGGCAUUACUAAGCAAACACACCUUACACGGCUUGAAAACACUGUUUUCAUGAGCUGAACAACUGCCGUUUCAAAAUGGCACUGCAGCCAGCUUCGUAAAUGGAUGUGUUAAAACUGUCAAUAAGGUCAUAACUUUCAACCAAACAAUUUGGCAAUUAUUAUCAAGAUCUAGCUAACUCCUUAGUUUUACGGAGUUGACGAUUUUUUUUAUUAUAUCUAAUUCAAAAAAGAGGUAUGAAGUGUACAGCUGCAAGUUUAAUACUCGCUGUGCAUAGCUUUUGUGAUAUUGAAUUAUCGUAUCAACGCUGUCCAACGCUGAAUGUUUUGAAGGUUAUUUCAUUAGAGAUGGAGCUGGGAUGUUGCUAAUUAGGCUGUGGAACUAGUCAAUCAGACGACUGACACAUUUGUAGAAGUUCCUUUUUCAAAUGUCUCGUCAAUUUCAUUUUCCGCAUGUUGUCUUCACUAACAUUACCCAUGAUGCUGGCCACAUGUAUUAUAGCGUCAGUAGAAUUGCAGCUCAACAUCCUAA